UUAUUUUUUUACUCCAAGGUGCUUGAUUUGUAAGAAAUGCCUAAUAAAUACUUGUUAAAGGAAUGAAUGAACAGAUGAACAAUGGUAAAAAUACCUAAGGUUGACUUCUUACCAUGUGAAAAGGCACUGCCAUAAGCAAUGUACAUCACUCUAAUCAGCAAAUGCUUCCUUGGCGUUUGAUGGCUAUUUUACAGUCAUUAAGUAAUUACAUAGUCUUGGGAAAGGCACUUAACUUCUUAGUCUCAAUUUACCUAUUUGUGAAAGGACAGAGUAUGGGCAAAGUGACUCAGGAGACCAGAGCGGAUAUAAACAAAUGCAGGGAAUGGGUAAGAAGUUGUAAGGAACAAUGCUGCACCAGAGAAGGGCAAAUGAUUUGGAGUUAGACACACUGGGUUAGAAUCCCCAGCUCCACUACCCUAAUCUUCUGCUUCCUUACCUGUAAAAUGGAGACAGUAACACCCACCUUGUUGUAAGGUUUGCAAAUAGCACCUUCAAAAUGUUGGACUAGAAGAUAGGCAUCAUUAUUGGUUCUAGGAAGUCUUUCACUCUUUUUCUUUUUCUUUUUCUUUUUUUUUUAAGAGACUGAGCAAUUUUGGCAGGCAGGCCGCUGGGGUCUCGAGUCUCUGCAUCUGGUGCGCCGCCGCCCGCGGGAGCCGGCAGAUCCUGGUCUCGUGGCUUAGAGCGACUGGGUCAGUCGAAUCAAAACCGAGGAGGGGAGGAAGCCAGUGACCAGGAGCCACCGCGGCCGCGUUCCGGAAGCGCCAGGCGGUCUUUCUACCGAGCCUUGGUCCCGGCCCCCAUCCUCCCCGCCCGGUCUGUUGUCUGGGUGGUUUCACACAGUCGAGUUAAAUCAAGCUGGGCAAUCAUGGCAGAAGGUGGAUUCGAUCCCUGGGAAUGUGUUUGCUCUCAUGAACAUGCAGUGAGAAGGCUGAUCAAUCUGUUGAGGCAGUCCCAGUCCUACUGCACAGACACGGAAUGUCUUCAGGAAUUACCAGGGCCCUCUGGUGAUAAUGGCAUCAGUAUCAUCCUGAUCUUGAUGGACUGGAUGGUUAUUGCAGUGAUCUUGUUCCUACUGAGACCUCCUCAUCUAAGAGGAUCCAACCUAACUGGCAAGCCAACCAGUCCUCAUAAUGGACAAGAUCCACCAGACCCUCCUGUGGACUAACUUUGUGAUACGGGAAGUGAAAAUAGUUAACACCUUGCUAGAAGACUAGAGUACUCUUUAACCCCAUUAGACUGUUUCUCCUUUUGCAUCUGCAAUCUGGGAUGGUAUUGUUUUCAUGAGCUUCUGGAAAUUUCACUCGUGAGCUUAUUUUUGCUUCCUGUGUUAUCACCAUUCCUUUUUACAGUAUAUUUGAGUAAAUGAUUAUAUUGAAAAAGUUACAUGGGCUUUUUUGGUUGUCCUAAACUUAAACAUUCCACUCAUUCUAUUUGUAACUGUGAUAAGAAUUUUUUUGUGAUGAUUUCUGGCCUGAUUGAAGGAAAUUUGAGAUCCUGCCUUUAAAUAUCUUAAAUAGUUUUUAUAGGUUUUUAAAAUUGCUUUUUUCCCCCAUAAGGUAUUUAUAAAGUUACUUGGUGUCCUCUGAGAUUGUAUGAAAAAGAAUUAGAACCACACUGUAUUUACAUUUACCUUAAUAGUUUAUUUGUGGGUGGCAGUUUUUUCUAGUUCUUGGGACUGUGGCAGCCUUUGGAAUAUUUUACAGAUCUGUGUCAUCCACUACAACUGGCUUAUGUGGCUAGAAAAAGAGGGAGAAGAAAUGAAAUAGUUGUUUACUAAGUUUUUUAUUCCUACAAAAAUGUCUAAUAUUAGGAGAACUUUAAAUAAGCAUGAUUUAAUAUGGUGGGUGAUUUACAGUCCAUUAUAGCCUUAUAAGAUUCACGAAAGGAAGAGAAAAGUUAAUGCUUUCUGCCUUUGCCAGAUAUAUUCUAUACAGUAAUAAUUAAAGCUAUAAUUUAUUUGUUAAAUGGGUGCCUCUCAGGAACCUUUCCGGUUCUAACACUUCCCUGUUAAAUGGAACUCUCUGAAAGCUGUAUUGGGGGCCUAUUUGGUUACUGACAUUUGAAUGUUGUUUACUUAUUUAGCCUAUUUUUUUCUGUGAAGAAAAAAUUGAGUCUUUUGUUUCCCUUCUGACUUCAGAAAUAUUUGAUGGUUUCCUCCAAGGGAAAAAGAAGAAAAUGAAAAAGCAAUCAAGGAUCUUUUUCUCACCCCUUAUCUCAUUCUUUUUUAGUGAUAAGAUGGAUUGGGGUGGAGAGGAGCAUUAUUAUUAUUAUAAGUAGAAUUUUGAAAUGUAUGAAAAGUAAAAGUUUGCAUUGUUUUGCUCAGUGUGAAAGAAAAAAAGAAUACAAAUGGCAUAAAAACAAGUCUGCAUGACCUAUGUGGUUAUGGGAUUUUUUUCUUAGCAAGUGAUUACAGAUGGUUUAUGGGGGUUAGAAGAUAUUUUGCUAUCGAUGUAAGGAGUUUCCCCCCAGAUCAGUCUAACUUUUCACUGUAUCAAUCUGAGAAAUUACUUGUAUGAAUUAAUAAACUUCUCUAUAUCACUGUACUGUUUAAUAGAGUCUCUGAUACAAUUGUGUGACGCUCCUAGGGUAUUUUUCCCCCCUUUAUUAUGAUUACAUUUUAGGCCAUAAACUUUUUAAGGGCUUCAUUUCAUUGUAUAAUCCAAUAUUGACUGCUCGCAUUCCUUCUGUGGAUCUUAGCUGUGAGCUCAACUUCUUGACAUAGUAUCAUCUAUUCUUAAUUACUUGUGCUAAUUGAGGGGUAUCAUAACACAGGUUAAGUCAAAUCUUGCAUAAGUGAGCACCAUAGAUUUCAAUCUUCCUCUUGCUGUGGCCUACUGGAAGCAUUCCCAGCUCUUCAGCUGUUAGAGUAUUCAUUGUGGAAAGGGCAUGGGUGGCAUAGAAUGGAGUUAAAUCUCUAUAAACAUUCCUUUUUCUGCCCUUGGCCCCUGGACUUUGAAGGCUUGCACAUGCAUCCUAGCAGUCUGUUCUCUAAGCUGCU
Molecule: messenger RNA, 2998 nt
Organism: Lutra lutra (Eurasian river otter)
Lineage: Eukaryota; Metazoa; Chordata; Mammalia; Carnivora; Mustelidae
Product: small integral membrane protein 14-like
Exons: 2
Coding region: 866-1165 (99 amino acids)
Cellular component (GO): endoplasmic reticulum
Source: RefSeq, a predicted model, not a curated record